Molecule: messenger RNA, 2250 nt
Organism: Amblyraja radiata (thorny skate)
Lineage: Eukaryota; Metazoa; Chordata; Chondrichthyes; Rajiformes; Rajidae
Product: ras-associating and dilute domain-containing protein-like
Exons: 11
Coding region: 159-1883 (574 amino acids)
Biological process (GO): angiogenesis; regulation of GTPase activity; negative regulation of Rho protein signal transduction
Cellular component (GO): cell-cell junction
Molecular function (GO): GTPase binding
Source: RefSeq, a predicted model, not a curated record
UGAAGCAGUUACUCAGUCUCCGCUCGCCAGGCGUCCGGCUCACAUCAACAGCUCAACUAUUUCUCUCUCUUCCGCAGGAGAAGACGAAAGAGCUUGCAGCGAUACAGAGAGAGCAUGCCAGUGCCGGUGAGGAUGGUGAGGGCACGGCUCCGGUCGGGAUGGCGGAGCUGAUCCCAGGCCUGCAGCCUCUGGUCUACUGGAUGGCCAACGCCAUCGAGCUGCUGCACUUUGUCCAACACGAGGUGCCUCAACUGCUGGCGUGGGAGCAGCACGUGGACCUGAGCGGUUGCCAGAGCGAGCAGCUACUGUCCACCAAGCUGGCCAGUGAAGAGGCCAUGACAGUGCUGGAGGAGGUCAUCAUGUUCACCUUCCAGCAGUCUGUGUACUACCUUACCAAGACCCUGUACACCGUGCUGCCUGCGCUGCUGGAUAGCAACCCCUUUGCUGCCAACUUGGCUCAGCUCAGCGUGCCUCAAGGGGUCAACAAGGUGCUGCUGGUCUUCCAGGACACACUCGGCCUGCUGAAGCAGUAUCAGGUUCACUCCGACAUCACAUCCCAACUCCUCGCCUAUCUCUUCUUUUUCACAAACGCCUCCCUCUUCAACGCCCUGAUGGAACGAGGUUCAGGUGGAGGUUUCUACCAGUGGUCACGAGGUGUGCAGAUCCGGGCCAACCUGGACCUGCUGCUGGACUGGGUCCAGGACGUGGGGCUCGGGGAGCUCGCCACCGACUUCUUUGUCAAGUUGUCGACGGCGGUCAACCUGCUGGCCACGCCCAAGGAGAACCUGCUGCAGGCCAGCUGGGCUUCUCUGCGGAGUGACUUUUGCAGCCUGAACGCGGCCCAGCUCCACCACAUGCUGCGGGAGUACAACCCCGGUCGUCCGUGCCCCCCAGUGUGGAGCCCCCCACCCGAGGACCAGCCGGCAGCAUUGACCACAGCGGACAUCCUGGAGAGCUUUGACAACCAUCCGCCCCUGAUCCUGCCGUGCAGCACAUUUCACAUCGAGCUGGCCAAGCCCAUGGCAGAGUGGGCAGACCUGGCCUCACACCUCCAGCGGCUCACGGACUUUGUGCAGGGGCUGCAGCUGCCAGAAGACGCCAGUGCAGCCCACACCCAGCAGACUGCAGCAGCAGCAGCAGCAGCAGCAGCAGCGGUGGUGGGAGAGAGCAGCAGCGAGUGUGCAGACGUUGGCGAGGUUCUCGGAGACCCACCCUGCCCCCGGGAGCUGCAGCCCCCCUGUAGGGAGAAGGAUGUGAGGAUGGGUCGCUCCCUGUUCCGGGCCCAGGCCUCUGGCAGCCUGCGAUCCUGCCAGGCCGAGCUGGCACACAAGCUGAAGAACCUGCAGCUGCAGAGCAGCCUCCCUGGGCAUCAGGAGCUGGGCCACAAGCUCGCUCUAGACCCAUCCUGCCUCCUCACCCCACCCAACACACCACAGGUGCUGGAGCUGGCCGAGUGUGAGGCAGAGGCCCAGUGCCCCGAGGCUGCCGGACACACGGCUAUUGGUGGCCGCACACAGCCAGGCCAUGGCCACUGGUCACAAGAUAGUCCCAGCUCCCAGCAGGACCAGACGGAUGAUGAGGUGUUCACUGUCCAAUUGGAGCGAGGAGAUCAUGGUCUGGGCCUGGCACUUGUGGAUGGACAGAGCACGCCGCUGAACCUGAGUGGGAUCUACAUCAAGUCGCUGGUCCCGGGCUCCCCCGCUGCCCGGUGCGGGAGACUGAGGCUGGGAGACCGCAUCCUGGCUGUCAAUGGCAUCAGCCUGGUUGGCAUGGAUUACCAGAGUGGGCGUGAGCUGGUGCGUGUGACGGGGGAGUCGCUGUGGCUGCUGGUGGCGCGGACUGACCGACAGGCUGCGUUGAAGGUGCUGACCUCGAGCUGCUGAUGUGAUGCUGGGCUGGGGCUCCUGGUGAACGGUGUGGACACAGCCCCAGCUGCCCCAGCUGCCCCAGCUCCUGCACAACAACACACACACACACACACACACACGGCCCGGUUACUGCCGUUACCCCGGGCACUGGGACAGGCGAGGGGUGGCACUUGUGGGAGAAACCCCCCCCCCCCCCCUGGGCUGUACCCCCUCUGGAGCCAGGACGCUGGGCCGGCUGCUUUGGAGACCAGUCGGUGACUACAGUGGAUUAACCCUGGAUUUUGAAGAUGAAGUUGGUGUUGGCUGGUUUGAAUGUUUAACGUUGUUGUAUAGCUCCAGCCUGCACUAAUCAAAUAAAGUAUUAUUGACCAGUUAUUCUAAA